Messenger RNA from Cercospora beticola, 2154 nucleotides. Its product is annotated as HET domain-containing protein. Lineage: Eukaryota; Fungi; Ascomycota; Dothideomycetes; Mycosphaerellales; Mycosphaerellaceae. The record is from RefSeq and is a predicted model, not a curated record.
AUGGCCGAACUAGGAGCCUGGGACACCUCCGCCUUUUGGGAGCAAGACAAUCCCGAACUGGGAGCCAUCCCAUCCGGCUUCGAAAUAGCUUGCGGAGAUGAAGCCCUCGUCGAGAAUGUCGCGACGCCAGAAACCUCGAAGUUCCUCACAGAACAAUUGACCGCAUUCAUGAAACGGAAAACCCAAGCACCGGAUCCAACACCAGGACCUACAGACGCCAACAGCACAUUGUACCAACUAACCCCACCCCACCACAUCCGCGUCCUCAAACUCGGCCCAGGCCCCAUGGACGCACCCCUUAUCGCCACCCUCGAACAAAUCAGCGUAGAAUUUGAUUACACACGAGACUCCUCCGGCUGGCGUCUCCCGUGCUCCUUCGGGAUUUCUUUCAUCAAACAGAAAAAAGUCCCAUACACGGCCAUCAGCUACUGUUGGGGCGACGAUAAUUUCAUUCGACCGAUCACAGUCUCUGGACAUUCUAAGAUGAUCACAAUCACAUUAGACGGUAUUCUUCGACAUCUUCGAGACCCAGAAAAAGAAGUUACCUUGUGGGCUGAUCAAUUAUGUAUUAAUCAGCAAAGUCCUGCUGAUCAGGAAAGUCAGGUGAAGUUGAUGGGCAUGGUAUAUACUAAAUCUCGGAAUACGGUGAUUUGGUUGGGUAAAGAACCUGGCAAAGAAGCUUUCAAGGCUUUGCAAGGCUUAUCGCAGGCGACGAUGGGAAGCGAAGAAUUGCUAGAUGAGGAAUUGAAGCAUUUGAGAAGGCCUAAAGGUGAGGACGCGGAGACGAUGCUGAGCCUGAGGGCUUUGUUGAGGCAGCCUUGGUUUCAGAGGACGUGGAUUAUACAGGAAGCUGUUCUUUCACGAGAAUUGUAUUUGAUGGCUGGACGGGACACGAUUUCUUGGGAGGAUUUUGCGGGGUAUUGCAUGGGAAUUCAUGACUUAGGCAUCUUCGAUGAUGAAUUUGAUGUCAAAGGAAAGUCAGGCUUGGCAGUUGCGGCGGAGAUCUAUUCGGCGAAGAACUACUCUGACACGAGCAACGGGACGGAGUCGAUGUUUCGAUGGUUGGUUGAUACGAGGUAUGCUGGAGUGGAAAAGCCGGUGGACAAGGUAUACGGUGUGCUGGGUCUUUGCGAUAGUGAUGUUGUGCCGGAUUAUAGCAAGCCGAAGGAGAAGUUGUAUGGUGAGGUGGCUUUGCAUGAGGUGAAGCAGGCUGUUGCAGCUAUCGACAACAGGAUCGCUGCUGGAGAUCAGGAUCUAAGAAUGGUUCAGCAUAAUAUGACGAGCAUUUUGGCUUGUAUCGAUCACGAUACGGAUCCGGGGACAAGCAAGCUUUCUUCGUGGGUACCAGACUGGUCGAAACCACGAAUCACAGUUGCUCUGGCAUACAGGACUUCGUGUCUUGCUCAUUACCGCCCAGGUAACACCAACGGACAAGCCGUCUUCAGGAUCUCCGAAUCAGACAUGAUAAUUCAUGUCCUCGCAAAGCCUCAAGAUAAAAUCACCCAACUUUCAGAAGUCUUCAACGACCCUCAUCUCUCCCUCCAGGAUCCUCUAAACACCAACGCCACCCUCCAAAACUGCAUCGACUUUCUCCAACAACCACAUCCCGCCAAACCUUCAAUUUCCUCAUACUUCUCCAAUUCCCAAUUCUGGCACUCCUUCUGCUCUACCCUCGUCGCAGGAAAAGACGACAUCGAAGGCAAGAAUACCUGUUCAGAAGCAUACACUGAGAUCUUUAGUUUCUUUUGCGACCAGCUCAGUACUUCGACACCAGGACAGACGUAUACUGCGAGACAAAAGAGGCCUGCGAAGCGAGGAGUUCUGACGUUUGAGCAUUUUCAAAGUGGUAAGAAUGGGAGGACUUUCAGGGCGUUGAAUACUGCUUUGAGGAAUGCGUUGAAGGGAAGGAGACUUUGUUGGACUGAGAAAGGGUUUGUAGCGUUGGUGGGCGGAUUUGCGAAGGGAGGAGACCAGGUCCUCACAGUUCCAGGGUGUGCGGUGCCGUUUGUGAUGAGGAGAGCUGAGAACGGAGGAGAGAAUAUUGGUGAGAAGAGGUAUACUCUGGUGGGAGAGAGUUAUGUCCAUGGGCUUGUGGAGGAUGUGCGGAAGGACUUUGUGCCUUCGGAUGCAAUGGAAUGGGUGUCGAUCGUGUGA